Messenger RNA from Gloeophyllum trabeum ATCC 11539, 4353 nucleotides. RefSeq lists its product as uncharacterized. Lineage: Eukaryota; Fungi; Basidiomycota; Agaricomycetes; Gloeophyllales; Gloeophyllaceae. The transcript is spliced from 6 exons. The record is from RefSeq and is a predicted model, not a curated record. The coding region runs from base 1 to 4353 and encodes 1450 amino acids.
AUGUUAGACUCGCAGUAUGCCAAUCUACAGUCCCAAUUAUUGAAGAGAUCAGAAGAGUUUGAGGAGAUGAAGCGCUCUUUGGAUGACUCGGUACAGAAACUAAGAGCAGAGGCCGAACGAGCUCUUGCCUUUGAGAAGAACCUGGAACGGUGUACAGAGAAUCUGCAAGCCGAGAAGAUAGCUCGUCAGAAUGCAGAGAUCAGCGCCGCUUCCGCUCAAGCAAGGAUUACGACGCAAGAGCAGGAAGCCCGGGAGCUGCAGGCUAUUAUCAACAGCCUGUCCAACGGCGCGGACGACUCGGCAACUCGAUUGUUAAAGCUCUCGGAGGAGAAGAAGAAACUGGAGAAUCAGGUGAAGGAUCUCCAGGCGAACCUGCGGGAGGCAACGAUGACACCUGCUCCUGCUCGCCGGGGACCACGUCGAACGUCAUCUCUCUCGGACGCCCGCCACAUAUUUCUUGAACAGGAGUUGACUGAGCUUCGCGCCGCGUACUCCAAGGUUGAAGCAGAGCUCCAUACGGCGAGGGAAGAGCUGCAGCGAUCGCAGGCUAGCUUGUGCAAUACGGAAAACGAACGAAUUGUGGCGGAGAAGCGGUUGAAGGAGCGUGUUCAGGAGCUGGAGAAUGUCUUAGAGUCGCAAGAGGAAGAGCUACUGAUGUUGAAGUCUCAGGCCGGAGGCGAUGCCACCGCUCAGCGGGAGGAAGACCUACUGUACCGCAUCGAGCAAGAAGAAGCGAAGGUAGCCACACUGAAUCAAAUGGUGGACUCCUUAGAGCAAGAAGCACGAUCUUUACGAAAGAAGAUCGGUGUGGAAGCGUCUCACGCUGCCGACCUGGAGUCCAGGAACGUUGACUUGAUGUCGAAGAAGGAGCGAGCCUUGCAUGAGCUCCAUGAUACCGAGGUCAAGCUGAAAGCUGCCCUUGAGACGCAGAUAGACCAGCUGCAGGCUGCUAUUCAGCCUCAACUGCUCGUGUCACAACGGGAAGAGGGUAAGGCGUACCCCGAGCCCGAAGAUCCCGACAUUAUUGCGACCGUCGAGCGCCUUCUGAAGGCUGUCGAGCGCCUCCGGUCAGAGAGAGAUGGUCUCCGGCGCGAUCUGGAAUUCUUGCAAAUGGAGUCGGCAAUCACGGUCCAAACGCUGGAGAAGAGGCUGUCCGCUAUGAAGGAUCGUGAGCAAGAACUGCCCCUUGCCGCGCAGCUGCAUGAGGAAAUCGACACCCUGCAGACACGACUGGCGGAGAGCGAUGCUCAACAUUCCCGCUUGUUAUCACAGAAGGACGAUGACAUCAAACGUCUGGAGGCCAGGGCGUCGACUCUCGCCAGCAGUAUCGAAGAGUCUCAGCGCAAGGCUGAUCAACUUAUCGCCGAGAAUGCCGAUCUUGACAAGCAGCUUAACGAGGCGCGACAUUCUAUUCGAGAGGCAGAGGACGCUUCUCGCUCCCGAGAGCGAGAGCUAACCGCAAUGAAGACUGCAAUGGACGGGACCCAGACGCGUAUUACCUCCGCUUUGGAAGAGGUCCGUGCACUUCAAUGCGAGCGGGAGGAACUCUUGCACAGGGUCAGGCAGUUGCAAGAUGAAUUGACGUCCUCGACGCAAGAACUUGCGUCUACUAGGCGGGAACUGAGGCAGACGGAAGGCAAUCUGCAAGAGGCACUGAAGUCGCUUGAGAUUGUGGAAUCGCAGCGAGAGUCGCUUAUUACGGAGGUAACGAACCUCCAGAGCGACCUAGAGGCAGCAAGGCACGAGCUCGAAGACGCAGAACAGCGUAAUGACACCCUGCAAGCAAAGCAGCUGGCAUCCUUCUCAUCUUAUGAGGCAACCAAGGCUCUAAGACAGCAGAUCGAGACGCUGGAGCAGCGCGUGCAACGCCGCACUGAACAGAUUGGUAUUCACCAGCACGACAUCAAGAGACUGGAGCUUAACCUCAAGCUACAAGAGGACCGAGUCAAUGAGAUGGUUGCCGAACUUGAGACAAUGGCAAGCCAGAAGGAGGCCAUGGUGGAGGACUGCGCCGCAGCUCGGGAAGCCAGGGACGAUGCCCUGACGAGGGUGGAAGCGCUCGAGCUAGAGCUAGAGACGGUAGAUAGCCGUGUAAUGGACGCUGAGGAGGCCAGGCAGUCGGAGUGCGCGGCUCUGAUCGGCGUCUGGGCGCAAAGCAUGAGUCGCCUCAGGGCAACUCGAGUCUUGCUUCAGCACAAUACGCAGCGCGCCGUCCCAGAGACACGGCCCAUGGACGUGGAUGAUUCUCACCUCGCGGAGGAGCUCAAUAGCCUCCGCACUGAACAUCGGAAAUGUCUCGAUGAUCUGGAGGGGAAGAGUGCCUCGCUACGCUCCCUCCAAGCGUCCUCCACUGCUACCUCCGAGGAUCUACGGCUGGUGACGGUAGCUCUGGCCUCAGCCAGAGCAGGCUUAUGCACCGCUUCCGAGGCCACCACGGCAGUCAGGAUGGAACUGGUUAAUGUUCGCUCUCGAUGCGAAGCCUUGGAAGCGGAGGCGCAAUCCAAGUCUGCAGAGAUAUCCGCGCUGGCAGAACAACGGGAGCAGUCCGAGCUUAGAUGCGUCGAUGCUAUCAUGCAGAAAGAAGCGUUGGUCGAUGACAACGCUAAACUACAACAACAACUGCUGGAGCUCCAGCGUACCAGUGAAGAUUCUGCAGUUCAACUGAAGGAGGAGGUCGAGAAGCUGCUUCGGGCGCAAGAUGAUAUGGAACUUCGCCUGUCUCAGGCCUUUGCAAAGUCACAAUCAGAGGAUCUUCGGGACGAACUAGAUGCCCUCAAGGCCGCGCAUUCUCAAGAACUGGUCAAACUGCAAGACGAGCUAGCCAUCACCCUUAGAGAUCUGGAAGAAGCUCAAAGGUGUCGUGACGCUUUAGAGACUCAAAUCCGAGAGACCGAACAGACCCGCGAAGCGAUGGAGGCGCGACUUUCUGAUGCAGAAAAUCGGUUCCAGAACCAACUCAGCGAGCUUGAGGCCAAAUACGCUGAAGAGCUGUGUAAAACGGGAGCGGACCUUCAGCAGGAAAUCGACCGCUUGACGGAUGUUUUGCGAAAAUCAGAAGCAUCACAUGCCAAUGCAACAGUGGAGAUCGAGCGACUCAGAGAGAACCACGAACGCCAGCACUCGGACUUGCGUCAACAGCUUGCGCGGAGUCAAGAUGAGCUGCAAGCUACCCUGGACGAGCUUCAUUCCAUGCGAGAAGAGAAGUCUAUGCUUGAUACUGAGUUCAAGAAGACCGCAUCGCAGAUAGAGAACCUGUUGUCCAUGAAGUCAUAUCUGGAGGAUAAGCUUAAGGACAGUGAGAGCGCAGUUUCAUCUUUACGAGAGCAAUCAGAUCGUCUCAAAUCGAGCUUGAUUCGAAGCGAGAAAGCGGAGAAAACUGCCGAGAUGAAUCUAUCUCUCCAGAGCACCCAGCAUGAGCAUGUCGUCGCGACCCUCAAGCGCGAGAUUGAACGUCUGAAGUCAAGGCCUGACUUCGAAGCUGAAGCCUUGGAGCUCAGAGAGAGGAUCGAUGAGAUGGAUCAACUCCUGCGGAGUAAGUCCGCAGAAAUCGAAGAGAAUGAUGACAAAUGCAUCGAACUCCUGAAGGAAAAGAAGAAACUGGCACACAAAGUGGAGACUCUGACACGAAAGGUGCAGAGUCUGCAAAUGAAGCUUUCUUCUGCGCAAGGAUCAUCGUCGACUCCUGAGGAGGUGAACCACGUCUUCUCGAGAUUGAGCCCCGCGAGAGGCACCAUGCCUCCCGUGCCUCCUCUUCUUGCCCAACCAGCUUCAUCGAUACUAGCCACGCCAAGCGGACGAACCAGAACAAUUUCUGGGCCAUCCUCGCUGCCGCGGCCUAAGACACCAGACUUCAAGGCGACGCAUUUCAGCACUGCGAGGAUGAAGACACCUGAACAAAGAAAUCCGUUCUAUCAGCCUCCAGCUGAGGCAUCUUCGUCUGUGGCCGGUAAGAAAAGACCGGUGCCGGAAGACUUCGAUGACUGUGGAAGUGUACCUCCUCAGGGCAUCGUGGCUGAGCGUCUGGUAACCUUUGGAGAGGAAAAUGCGACGCCGCGUGUACGGAGACCAUACCAUAACGCUCGAACAGGCUUUACUCCCCAGCGAAGUGGGGCUCUCGCAUCGGGCUCAAAGCAGCAAUCCCCUGUUCGCAGGAUGACCACCGGUGCCCCUUCUGCCGCAAUAUCCGAUGUUACCAACAGUCCCAGAGGCGCCAGCAGGGCAAGCAGCGGCGUGACUAAGUCGCUGAAAAGUGGCUGGCUAGGGAAGAUUCGGGGAGCGUCCUCAACACAGCCUGGGCACAGGACAUUCUCGUCACGUCCGCCUUCUCGUAAUGAACCGAGUGGGCACUCAUGA